UCGAAUACAGCGCGUUUUAGUUGUGUACAUGCGUACCUGUCCAACGGGAGCUACGCUCAUGCUGAAAUAAAGAUUAAGUCACUGUCGCUGCUCGAGAUGGCCACCGUAGAGAAAGAAACCCCCGCUAAGAAGGCUGCAGCGCCGUCUGUGUCUCAGAUAAAUGCAGAAUAUGUCACGCAGUUGGCUAAUAAAUAUUGGGCUCCUCAUGCAAAGAAUAAACUACCAUUUGACCCUAAGGUGAUGGAAGAUGUUUAUGACAAAGAGAUCCUCAAGUCUAAAUUUGCCAUCAGAAAAAUUAUGCUGCUUGAAUUCAGCCAAUACCUCGAAAACUACCUGUGGGUGAACUACUCUCCUGAGGUGUCCAGCAACGCCUUCCUUAUGUCCAUUUGUUGCAUCGUCAAUGAGAAGUUUAGAGAGAAUGUUCCAGCUUGGGAGGUGUUCAAGAAGGAACCCAACCAUUUCCCAUUCUUCUUCAAAUGUGUGAUGGAAGCUGUGUUGGCAGGCGAGGAGGCUGGCCUCACUCUGAAAGAACAAACUGUGCUCCUGGUCUUCCUGGACCACUGCUUCAACAGUCUGGAGGUGGAUUUGAUCAGAGAGCAGGUGCAGCAGCUCAUCUCUUUGCCUAUGUGGCUGUGCCUCAUACCAUCCAGACUCCAACACGAGUUGAAGAAAGUUCCAAAGCUGCAGAAGUUUUGGAAUCUAAUCAAGAAGAAAUUUGAUAAGAUGGAUGCUGACGCAGCUGAGCAGGCAACCAAGGAAAGGACCUUUCUCUCAGCUCUCAUUAAAAAGUUUCUUGCAGUGCUCACGUCAAUUCCACCAUCAGGGCCUGUAACCAUGGACAAAGUGCAUUACUGCGAGAGAUUCAUUGAGCUCAUGAUUGAUUUGGAGGCACUGCUGCCCACCAGGCGCUGGUUCAAUACAGUCCUGGAUGACUCUCAUUUGGUGGUCAGCUGCCACCUGUCCAGCCUCACCCACAGAGAAAAGGAGGGACACCUCUUCUGCCAGUUGCUGGACAUGCUGAAGUUCUACACUGGUUUUGAGAUCAAUGACCAGACAGGAAAUGCCUUGACUGGGAAGGAGAUGACCACUUUGCACUAUGACAGAAUCACCUCACUGCAGAGGGCGGCCUUUGCUCAUUUCCCUGAGUUGCACGACUUUGCUUUGGCCAACGUAGCAGCAGUCGACACUCGAGAAUCCUUGACCAAACACUUUGGGCAUCUAAGUCCCAACAUGCUCCACCAGGUGGCCUCAUAUCUGUGUCUGCUGCCAGAGCUGUCUGAAGGGCAAGAUACCACCAUUGAGAAAGAGGUUCUGCUUGAGUUGCUGGUUUCCCGUCAUGAGCGCAGAAUCUCUCAGAUUGAGCAACUUAACCAGAUGCCCCUUUAUCCAACAGAGAAGAUAAUCUGGGAUGAGAACAUUGUCCCAACAGAGUACUACUCAGGCGAAGGUUGCCUGGCUCUACCAAAGCUGAAUCUCCAGUUCCUGACCCUACAUGACUACCUGUUGAGGAACUUUAACCUCUUUCGUCUAGAGUCCACCUAUGAAAUCAGACAGGACAUAGAAGAUGUAGUGUGGCGUAUGAAACCAUGGCAAUCAGAGUAUGGAGGGGUGGUGUUCGGGGGCUGGGCUAGGAUGGCUCAGACGAUCACCUCCUUUUCCAUAGUCGAGGUUGCCAAGCCCAACAUUGGAGAGAGCUGGCCUGCCCGUGUUCGUGCCGAUGUCACCAUUAACCUCAAUGUACAAGAUCACAUAAAGCAUGAGUGGGAAGGUCUGCGGAAGCACGACGUUUGCUUUCUGAUCACGGUGCGGCCCAACCUGCCCUACGGCACGCGCUUCGACCGACGUCAGCCUUUUGUGGAGCAGACUGGCCUUGUGUACGUGAGAGGCUGCGAGGUGCAGGGCAUGCUGGAUGACAAGGGCCGCGUCAUUGAGGAAGGACCUGAACCAAAGCCAAAGCUGCGAGGAGACGCCAGAACGUUUCGUGUAUGGCUGGACCCAAACCAGUAUCAGCAGGACAUGACCAGCAGCAUUCAGAGUGGCACUGAAGACCCAUAUGAGACGUUCAACAUCAUCAUGAGACGCAAGCCCAAGGAGAACAAUUUCAAGGCAGUGCUAGAGACCAUCAGAAACCUGAUGAACACAGAAUGCGUUGUCCCAGACUGGCUUCAUGACAUUAUCCUUGGCUAUGGUGACCCAGGCAGUGCCCACUAUUCCAAAAUGCCCAAUCAGAUCUCCACGUUGGACUUCAAUGACACCUUCCUGUCCCUUGACCACUUGAGGUCAUGUUUCCCUGGUUGCACCAUAAAGGUCAUGGAGGAGAAUCCUGAACUGCAGGUCCCCCCUUUCAGAAUCAAGUUUCCCAUCUCAAACAAAACGGACAAAGGGAAGAAGAGAAAGGCUGAUGAAGAAAUAGAAGACAAAGAGGAAGACAUGGCCCUACUUGUUGAACCCUACGUCACCCCCAACCGUGGGCCAUAUCCCUACAACCAGCCCAAACGGAAUACAAUUCAGUUCACUCCAACGCAAAUUGAAGCCAUUCGAGCCGGGAUGCAGCCAGGACUAACCAUGGUUGUCGGACCACCAGGUACCGGAAAGACAGAUGUUGCCGUUCAGAUCAUCUCAAACCUCUAUCACAACUUUCCUGAGCAGAGGACGCUCAUAGUCACACACUCUAACCAGGCUCUGAACCAACUGUUUGAAAAGAUCAUGGCUCUAGACAUUGACGAACGCCACCUUCUGCGUCUGGGCCAUGGAGAGGAGGAGCUGGAGACUGAGAAGGACUUCAGCAGAUAUGGCAGGGUGAACUAUGUCCUAGCCAGAAGACUGGAGCUCCUCAGAGAGGUGGGAAGGUUACAGGAGAGCUUGGAUGUCCCUGGAGAUGUGUCUUACACCUGUGAGACUGCUGGACACUUUUACCUAUACCAGGUGAUAUCUCGCUGGGAAGAGUACAUGAGCAAAGUCAGGCCUAAACAGGGCAAGAAAAUGGACGCGGGGGUGGUUGCUGCACACUUUCCCUUCCACAAGUACUUCUCCAACGCUCCCCAGCCUGUGUUCAAGGGCCGGUCGUAUGAAGAGGACAUGGACAUUGCGGAGGGCUGCUAUCGUCACAUCAAGAAAAUAUUUACUCAGCUGGAGGAGUUUAGGGCCUUUGAGCUGCUGAGGAGUGGGCUGGACCGCUCCAAGUAUCUGCUGGUGAAAGAAGCAAAAAUCAUUGCCAUGACCUGCACACAUGCUGCACUCAAACGUCACGACCUGGUGGAGCUAGGAUUUAAGUACGACAACAUCUUGAUGGAAGAAGCUGCACAGAUUCUGGAGAUCGAGACCUUCAUUCCUCUGCUGUUACAGAACCCAGAGGAUGGCUACAGCAGGCUGAAACGCUGGAUCAUGAUUGGAGACCACCAUCAGUUGCCUCCAGUCAUCAAGAACAUGGCCUUUCAGAAGUACUCCAACAUGGAGCAGUCUCUCUUCACCCGAUUUGUGCGCCUCGGGGUUCCCACCAUCGACCUGGAUGCACAGGGACGUGCUCGUGCAAGCCUGUGUAACCUCUACAACUGGCGCUACAAACACCUUGGGAACCUGCCUCAUGUCCAGCAACUCCCUGAGUUCCAGGUGCCAAACCCUGGCCUGACCUUUGACUUCCAGCUCGUUAAUGUGGAGGACUUCAAUGGGGUGGGAGAAUCUGAGCCCAACCCUUACUUUUACCAGAACCUGGGGGAGGCAGAGUACUGUGUGGCUCUCUACAUGUACAUGCGUCUGUUGGGCUACCCCGCUGACCGCAUCAGCAUCCUCACCACCUACAACGGACAAAAACACCUGAUCAGAGAUGUCAUCAACCAACGCUGUGCUGGAAAUCCAUUCUUCGGCCAGCCAAACAAGGUUACAACAGUGGACAGGUUCCAGGGUCAGCAGAACGACUACAUCAUCCUCUCCCUGGUCCGCACCAAAGCUGUGGGACACCUAAGGGAUGUGAGGCGUCUGGUAGUAGCCAUGUCAAGAGCCAGAUUGGGUCUAUACAUCUUUGCACGUGUUUCACUGUUCCAGAACUGCUUCGAGCUGACUCCUGCCUUCAACCAGCUCACUGCCAGACCACUGCAGCUGCACAUCAGACCACACGAGUACUACAGCCAGGAACAGCCUAGAGAUGCGUCUGGACAGCCAGACCAAAUAGUGAAGAACAUGCCAGAGAUGGCCAACCUGGUGUACAACAUGUACAUGCACAUGAUGCAGACCUCCCAGAAGUACAGACAGCAGCAACAAGAGAAACUGGCUCUGCCUCCACAGCAGACCAAGACAGAUGCUGUGGUUGAGAAAGCACCCACUAGCUCUCAGGAACCACAGGAAGAAACCCCCAUGAAGCAGGAAACCCCGGAAGGAGACGCAAGCUCAGAGCCAAACUCAGAGGACACCAGUGAGAAGGAAGGAAACCAAGAUACAGUAGAGCACGCUAAGAUGCCAGAGCAUCCUGGCAGAGACAGCGACAGCGAUGGGGACAGCGAGGAGGAACAAGAGCAGUAGAGCAUCUAACAUGGGACUACUAUCGAGGGACCAAGUGGAAUCCCAUAAGAGAAAUAUUGAGUCAGUGAUUCUAAAUUAGUUUUCUACUGAAAGGAAAUCCUGAUAUGUCAUUUUUUCUAAAACAGUUGAUUUUUUGUUAUCAUCAGUACUUUAUUAAAAAAAACACAUCCUUUCA
This is a messenger RNA of Stegastes partitus (bicolor damselfish), 4690 nucleotides long. RefSeq names its product aquarius intron-binding spliceosomal factor (gene aqr). Bases 97 to 4515 code for a protein of 1472 amino acids. Gene Ontology annotation, biological process: mRNA splicing, via spliceosome. Gene Ontology annotation, cellular component: catalytic step 2 spliceosome. Gene Ontology annotation, molecular function: mRNA binding; helicase activity. Lineage: Eukaryota; Metazoa; Chordata; Actinopteri; Pomacentridae. The transcript has 36 exons. The record is from RefSeq and is a predicted model, not a curated record.